GUGCCGCGUCGGUACAUAAUCUUUACGGUCAGGGUCAACGGAACGAAGCAUGUGUUGUGUUGUGUACACUGUACGCUCGCUUUGUGUUAACCGGCCAUAUUGGAAUGCUUGUAGUGAUUGCACCAUCCCGGUUGUGGGCUUGCGGCGGUGACGGCGGUGAUGUGGUUGGUAAAGAACGUUUUUUACCCUUUAUCUCCGUUGAUUUAAAAAAUCGUAAUAAAAGAAUAAUAAAUAAUGAUGCAAAUGUCUGCAAAAAAAAAACACAAAUAAAAAACCAAUAAUUGGCUUAUUUAACCAUAAAUACAAUUCGCCAUAACGGAAUAAUAUUGUUCGUUUCGAUAGCGAUUUUUUUUUUUGUACGGGGGUACCGGCAACGACAAUCGGGACACGAAAAACCAACCGCGACCGUGUUGCACGAUAAAAUAUUAUUAUCGUGAAAAAUAUUGUACGCGCGCGCGUACGGUUUUUUUUUUUCUCUCCCCCGGCAUCAACGCGCGCGCCAUUUACGCACCGAGAUAUUAUAUUAUUAUUAUUCCAUAGUACCGUACUCGGGCCGCCGGAUCGUGUAAACACAACGUUACUCGCGUACUACGCACGCCGCCGGUCAGCCGGACUAAUCGUCAAGUAAUCAUAGACACCCGUGUCCGAGUACAGUGGAUCACAACAAUACGUCGAUAGAUAAUUAUUGUCAUUAAUGUGCUGCCUAUCUCGUGGUGGCAGUGGACUACGUCAACGACGACAACAACAAUAUCAACAACAAUAACAACGCCGCACUGAUAAUGAUAAUGCGACCGCCGUCCGAACCGGAUUCGACUGUUCAAAGUGUUCGUAGUUGGUAGUUUUAAACGAUCGCGGGACAUGACCCAUGCAGUUCGGAUUGGAUGGUAACUGUACCCGCUCAGUGACAUGUACCCAGUUUCGUCAGGUAAUGAAAACUAUGUACAACAGACACCUACAUGCAGCUAAAUAAUCAUUUUGUAAAACGAAUGACCGAACUGGCAAACUAAGUCUUUGGGCCUAUUCUAAACACACCAUACAAAAUAAAUAAAUAGAAUGGAUGUAUUUUGAUUGAAUAUGAUUUUAAUAGAAGUAAUAAAUCACCAGGUCUUGAAAUCAGUAUAAAUGAUUUCUUAAACUAGUUCAGGCUUCCAGUUAAUGUAUAUCAUUUAUAACUGUUAUAAAAAGGGUUUGAGACUUAUAGGAUUUACAUGUUUGUUUGUACUACAUGAAAAGACGGCAAAACUGGGUCCAUAUGAUCUCCAAGAGUCUAGGACUAAGAUGAGCGGCGGCGCAAGCCCAAGCUCUGCGUUGCCCAAAAAGAAGAAAAAAAGCGACGCCAAGGGUCAAUCUCAAUUAAACAAGUGCCGUAAUGAAAAACGUCGUCGAGAACAGGAAAAUAUUUACAUCGAGGAGCUGGCCGAGUUGAUCUCAGCUAGUUUUGCGGACAUGAAUUCCUUGUCUGUAAAACCUGAUAAGUGCGCCAUUUUACAGGAAACUGUGAAUCAGGUGCGAGCCGGGACUCAUAGACUUUCAUCUGAUCAAACAGAAAGUUUAAUUAGUACAGAAGCCGCUGUUCAACAAGGCGAAGUAUCUUCGUCAAAACCAACUAGAAUAUCAAAUACAGAGUUGGCACCUUUGUUACUUUCGGCAUUAGACGGGUUUUUAUUCGUUGUAAAUGCAGACAGUCAAAUAGAAUUUGUGACAGAAAAUAUACAACAAUUUCUACAUUAUAACAAAGAAGAAUUACUUGGUAAGAGUGUUUAUAAUAUUAUUCACCACGGUGAUCACACCAAGUUUGGUGUUCUUUUAAACAACCCAUUGUUAAUCUACGACUCGCCUAUCGGUUCUCUGGGCUCUAACGUACCAACCACUCCUCUUAUGGAGCAAUCGCCCUCUGGUUCCAAAGGGAACAAUUGGAAUCAGAGGUUUACUAAAAAAUUUAAUUGCCGGCUAUUAAUCAAACCUCCAUCUGAUCAAGACCAAACUAUCGAAGAAAAACAGACAAGAGUUAGCCAGUACGAAACAUUACAGAUAUCGUCUACAAAAAUUAAUGGUGGUAUGGUCGAUGACGAAGAUAGUACAGAUGGCGUUAGCCAGAAUUUGUUAUGCAUAGCACGACGAGUGCCGUAUAAUGAAAAACAUUUAAGUCCUCCUUUGGAGCAGUUUACAAUUAAACUUGAUCAAAAUGGGAAGAUUUUGGCUUUGGAUACCAAAGAUGUAUCUGAAGUUUAUGCUCAACACAUAAAUAAGGAUUGUUUAGUGGGUAGAUUGUUACAUGAUAAAUGUCAUAAGAAUGAUGUAAUAAAAGUGGCCAACCAUCUACAAGAAACACGUCGGGCAGGUUUCGGUACAAGUCCAGUUUAUAAGUUACACUUAGUUGAAGAUAAAUAUGUAAAGGUUCAAACUAAGUCUAAGUAUUUCAAAAGUAAUGAAAAUCAUGAAAUGGACUUUAUAAUGGCAGCACAUUCAAUCAUUGUUGAUAGUGAAAUGUGUGCUAUGAUUGAGAACAAUAGUGCUCGAGCAGCAGCAGAACAGAUGAAUGCCUCAUUCAAUGGGACAGAUCCAUUAUCAUUAAUGUCUAAUAGUGUUGGAUCUAAUCAGUCUGUGUCGAUCUUGCAAUCUGAAUCUAAAUUCGGUAAUGACUAUAACAUGACUCCGUCAUCUGAUCUCAAUUUUUCCGAUUUCGGAUUAUUUCCAAGCACGACUUUUGGUGAUAUGUUGCAAGAAAAUAAGUGGUCUGAACCAUCUACAAACUCAGUUGAAGCCCCAUCUAGAACUACACCAGUGCCUAGCCCAGCCACAGUAUCGUCCAACCCACACACUCCUGUGGCACAGACUCAGUACUCUUCAUUUCCUUUCAGUCCACUCAUACCAUCACCAAAGGAUUCUUAUGAUUCUUGUGGUAGUGUGGAUAGAAUGGAAUCAGCUCGACUACGAACAUUGCUGAUGAAACGAACUGAUGGAUCAUCUGAAGACAACAAUGUAUCAAAGAACAAACAUAAUAUAUUAAAAGGAUUGUUGAAUCCAGAUGAUAUGGCUUCCCAAAGUGCAGAUGACGAGUCAACUAAUCACAGCACUCCACCAAGUCCUGCUAAUGUACGGCAAGCAUCUCGCAGCAAUUCUAACAUGAACGAUUCCCCAUCAACUCCAAAUAAUGCUACUACCAGCAAUAAUAAUAACAAUAUGUUGAUUAAGUUAUUAAAUGACAAAAGUGAAGAUGAAGAUAUUGAAGCUCGAGCAGGGCUUAAAAAACAAAAUGAUCUUCUUCAACAAUUACUAAAAGAUGAUGAUAAUGUUAGGCAGCAUGGAAUCAUGCUUGAGCAAAACAAUCAACACUCAAAUGAGGACCUAUUACUGAAUAGCGUGGGUUUUCGUAUUCUGUCCCCAACAUCACCUGACAGUCAUAACCAUGGCCGUAAACGUAAUAGCAUAAGUGCUGACGAUGAAAAUGAUCAUCCUCCAUUGAAGCGUACCAAUAGUUCUGGAGGAAGUUCAGGCCCUUCAGUUCUUGAAUCAAUGCCAAGCCCUAGUGGCUCUCAGGCACAAGUUACCAAUAGUAAAUUACGCGAGCGAAACAAAAUGCUUGCUUCAUUGUUAGCCAAAGAUCCUCCUCCUACUGCUAUACCAGCAAUACCGGCUUCUGUUAUAUCAGCUACACCACAAGAUAAAUUAGUUACUAUUAUAAAACAUCAGCAGCAACAACAACAGCAGCAGCAGCAACAAUCUGCUGGUGGCUGGAACAUGAACAGUGGACAACAUUCAAUGACUUCAUCAAGUGUGCAAACCCAACUUCAAAGUCACCAACGGAUUUUACUGCAAAAAAGUGGUAAUAACUUGUACCUAAAUCAUAUGCUGGAUCAACCACAGGCUCUCCAAAGUCAAAACCAAAUUCAAUUACAACAAAUGCGACAAGUUACCUCCUCAGCUAUUAGUGGUUAUAGUUCUCUAUUGAGUAAUAUAGCUGAAUCAAAUAGUAACUCAUUACCAUUUAAUUCGGAUCCAGAAUUGUCAGAUCUUUUAGAAGAAGUCAUGGACAUCAUGAAUGUUACUUCAGAUAAUUCGACAUUGUUAAACUUAUUCAACGUUUUAGAAACACCAAACGUCCCCAAUCCUGUUGGACAAAACACUACCAACCAAAAUUCUUACAAUUCUUUAAUGAAUGAAAAAAUGGCUGUUAAUGCAAUUCAAAAAUCUUUGAUGCAAGUUGAAUCUACAGUUGAAUCGCCUUCACCAUUAAACUAUGGUUCUCCAACUGGAAGCAAUCAUCAUGCACAAAACCAAUUUAUUCCACCUCCAGCAUAUCAACCACAACAAAAAAACAGUGUCAGAUUCAAUCCACAGCAAUCACCUAGGCCACCAUAUCCUAAGAAUGUUCAAACUCCGCCUUUGCAACAACAACAGUUAUUAUUGCAACAGCAACAGCAACAAAAACAAAGGUUGAUUCAGCAACAACAACAGAAGCAAAGACUUUUACAACAACAACAGCAACAAAAAAUAAUGGUUGUUACAACAAAUGCUGCAACUUUACCAACCCCAGAUCCUACCACUGCUUUGCAAACUAUAGAUUCAUUGUUAAAUAAUACUGGUCCACCUAAUGUUGCGUUACAACGUUCCUCGAGUGUACCUGAUUCACAAUCUCAACUAAGUCCAGUUUAUGCUGCUCCCUGCAGUGUGUUGCUCAAUUCGUCUCAGAUCUCACCUUCAUCUAACCGACAACCCCCCUAUUCUACUCUUACACAACAGUCUUUCCCUAUGUUAAACUAUGGAACUACUACACAAACUCAAACCACUACACAAGCGCAACAAAUUGUACAACAAGCCACUUCAAGAAUGUCUCCAUCAUCACAUUCACAAUAUCAAAAUCCUAUCAACCCCUGUGUUAGCCAACAACAGCAAACACAAAAUAUUUAUAAUAGCCAAACUCAACAACCUGGGGUGUGGACUCAACAGAGAUUGACAUUACAUCAACAACAGAAUCCUAUGCUUAAUGCUCAACUACAGAUCACUGGUGGUUUCAAUAACAGUUCUGUGAGACAAAAUUUUCUUAAUCAACAGCAACAAAGUCACGGAAGUGCCACUCGUGUACUAACAAGUCCUGUAGGUUAUAAUACCGAAGUACCACCUAAUACCAAUUGUCAGCCACAACAGCAACAACAGCAACAGCAAUUCCGGUUACCUAGAAAUAUAAAUAUGACAACUACUAAUUCACAAAUUCAGGGCGGGAAUAAUGGUGUCACAGAAUUUACUAGAAAUGAGCUGCGGGCAUUUGUAGGUGUUCGUAGUCAACAACAGGGAAUUACUCGGUUAUCUAACCAAUUAUUACCUGGACAAAAUGUUAAUUCCGCAGAACUCGAUUCAUUGGGCUUAAAUUUUGAUAUGUCUCCUACAGGUGGUAAUGAAAGUCCCAAGUGGUCUAGUUUAAAUUCAGAUUUAAGUUCGUCCUCACCACAGCCCCAAGGAAUGCCUGCAAGGAAUCCAAUGAAUGACUCUCCGAGAACUAGUAGUGCAAAUUCAACCACUAACGUAACAGACCAAAAAUCAUCUUCUCUUCUGCAAAAAUUGCUUUCGGAAAAAUAAAUAAAUACUUCUUUUUUACUUUUUGUAAAAGUGGGAAACAUUUUGGGAUGAACUGUUUUGGUUAUUUUUUUUUCAUAUUAUGUAUUUAGUUUUUUAUUUACUUAUUUAAUUUAAUAGUAAAAAAACAAUUUGGCAUUUUAACAAUUUAACUAUGUACAAACCUACCUACUUUACUUAAAUAGGUGUACAUAAUAUUUUUAGAAUAUAGGCUUUAAUGUUACAUGUUGUUUUAUUUAUUAAUAAGGAUAAGUUAUUAAUCAUUGUUUUGUUUUACUUGCCAAUGUAAUAUUGUAAAUUAGUUUCUAUUGUAGUUUUGAUAACAAUUUUACCUUGCUUUUUAUUUUAUUUUUUUUAAUUAUCGAUGGAAAUCAGUAUUUAAGAACAAUUAUUUUCAAUGGAGUCCAGUCAUAGUUAGCAUUUGUUCAUGUAUUGUGUUCAAUGUUCAUUUGUGUGCUCUUGUUAUUUGUGGUAAUCAAAUAGCAUCAUUCAUCAUAUUUGUAUAAUAUUAUAUACAGUAUACAGUAAUUAGAAAAAAUUUCAACAAAUAUUCCCUAUUAUUUUAUUUUAUCAGCACUUAAUAUAUAUUUAUUUUUUUAUUAUUAUUAUUACAAACACCUUUUUUUUUGUUAAUUUGUCAAUAGUUUUGUUAAUGUUUAUUGAUAUGUUUGAUCGUUAGUGCGUUUUACAAUACCAACUACAAUGAUCAGUUUAAUGUCAUUGGGUUUCAUACGGUGACUACAUAUCAACAAAAUGUCUUCCUACUAAUAUUAUUGAUUGAUUAUAAAUUAAUUAUUGAUUAUUUUUAUUUUAUUUUUUUUAAUUAUGUUUUUCUUUUUCUCUUUACCUUUCACUUUCAUUAUUGUUUUGAUAUAAUUAUUUUCUUUGGUCUUCCUGCAGUUUUAUUUCUGGAAUUUAUAGUAAUGUUACAUUCUAAGGUUCUUAAAUUCAUAGGUAUUGUCCUUUUCAGAUGUUUCAUAGUUGUCUGUAACUGGUAUACUAUUAAAAUUCAUCUAAAUAUAAAUAUUUUCAGUUAGAGUCAACACAUUCAAACCCCAAAUAUAAACAACGGGCUCUUACUCUAUGAUUUUAAAUUACCUUGUUAUAAGUUGAAUAUUAUUUCUUGUUAAAUUAGUUUUCUUCUUCUUCUUCUUGUUCCUCCUGGUAAAAGAUACUGGAUUCCAUUAUUCAAUUCACUUGAUCGAUUUAAUUAUUUUUAUCACAUGCUUAUUUCUCAAUUAAAAUACAGUGGCAAGCAAUUAUGUUUUUAAUUCCUAAUUGUGUUCAGCAAUUUUGCUUGUUCAUGUAAUAACAUUAUAUCUUUAAUAUUAUUAGAGGAUUAAAACACUUAUAACAAUUUUUAUAUUUUAUUUAAAAAUGUAUGAAAAACAAUUAUGUUUGUGAAAAAAUGUUUAACCAAGUAUCUUUUAACACGUUUUAAUAAUAAUAAGUCGUUAUUUUGCUUACUAUUAUUAUAUUUUUAUUAUUAUAUAUUAUUAUUUUUACUGUUGUUGUUGCGAGUUUUCUUUUUUUAAGUUCCUUUUGUUAUUAUUUACAAAUAAUUUUUUUUUCUGUCUUAAAACCUAGAUUUUUAAGAAGUCAUGUAUCAUUCAAUUUUAUUCCUAGGUGUACAUUCAUUUUAUUAUUAUUAUUAUUAUUAUUAUUGCCCAUUUUAUUAAUACAGUUAACUACAAUUAGUUAAAAUAUUAUCAACAGUAAGCACCAAACGCUGAAAUUGAAUUCUUCUAGGUUAUCUGGUUGAUGUUGUUUAAUGUUAAAAUUAGUAUAAUUAAUACACGUUUGGUGUUAUUUUUGAAAAAUAUAUAUGUAGGGUGUUAUUUGCCAAUUAAUAUUCUUAUAAUAUUAUAUUAUAGUUACCUAUGAAAUACACUCAGGUUAUUGCAAAAUAUAUAUGUAAUAUAGGGGUGUUUGUAUGUGGUGUAUUAUUAUUAUAUAUAUUUUUUUUAUAUAUAUAUAUAGUUUCAAGUCUAUUGUGUAAUGUUACACAACAAUAGCUUUAGAAUAAUUUAGAUUUAUCUAAUGUAUAAUUAUAUUUCUUAAAUUUUUAAGCAACAUUGUACAUUGACCAAUUUGGGUUAUUAUUAUUAAUUUUUAAUUUUUAAUUAUUAUUCAUUAAGUAUUCUUAACGCAGGGAGAUAUGCAUUGUUAAUGUGGGAAUGUGUGUGUUGAAAUAGUUAUUUUAUUUAUACACUUGUUUUAUAUGUAAAUAAUGUAAAAGUUGAUACUAAAUGUGAAGGUUAUAUGAAAUUAUCUCGUAUGUGAUAAUGAGAAAAAAAUUUUGCAAUUUUUUAUUCCAUUAUUUUUGUAACAGUUCUUAUUAAUUUAAUUUAAAAUGAUAUAUAUGCACGUUUUUCAUUUAAAUGAAUUAACAGUGUUAUCUUUUUUGAAAUAUAAUUUUAAUUUAACGUAAAGAAUAAAUAUUUUUGUUUAUUUAUUUAUAUUUUUUUUAGUAACAAACAUGACUCAAACAUUUCUCAAUUCUCAUGAAUUUAAAUUUUAAAUGCAAAAAAUUAAUUAACAAAAAAUAUAUUUUUAAACCUAAUAAUAUUUACUAUUUUUAAUAUGAAUGAGAGUAAAUUUUACAAUUUUAUAAAUAGUUUAUAUUUUUUCUGUGUUUUGAAAAAUAAGAAAUUUUAAGAAUGGUAACUCACAUAUUUAAGUAGCAUUAAAAUUUUAUUUUUGAAAAAUAUGUUAUCAAGUCGGCAUCUUGUUUUAUUAUUAUAUAAGUAUAUAAUUUCUGAUGAACUAAAUUACAUUUAUCGUGAAGUAUGUAUAUUAUACACAAAUUUAUAUAUAUUACAUACAGAUAUAUUAUUAUAUAUACAUUGUUUAAAAAAUAUUUAUUUAUGUACUACACAUUAAAUGUGAAUAAUUUUUUAAUGUAGAACUGUAUACCACAAGAAUUUACUAGUU
Molecule: messenger RNA, 8508 nt
Organism: Metopolophium dirhodum (rose-grain aphid)
Lineage: Eukaryota; Metazoa; Arthropoda; Insecta; Hemiptera; Aphididae
Product: nuclear receptor coactivator 3-like
Exons: 24
Coding region: 1156-5577 (1473 amino acids)
Biological process (GO): cellular response to hormone stimulus; positive regulation of transcription by RNA polymerase II
Cellular component (GO): nucleus
Molecular function (GO): protein dimerization activity; nuclear receptor binding
Source: RefSeq, a predicted model, not a curated record